CAGUCUCGCUGCUUUUCGGCAUCGAUCGAAAAUUGGGGGCUUAAAUACAUGUCCAAUUAGCAGAGCUCGAUCUGAUCGAAGAAGAAGAAGAGUGAAUCGAAGAUGGUGAACAUGACGACGUUUUUCGGGAUGUCACUUGGUGCUUUCGUCUUCUGGCAAUCAAUGGAUAAGGUUCAUGUCUGGAUUGCUCUUCACCAGGACGAAAAGCAAGAAAGAAUGGAGAAGGAAGCAGAGAUCAGGAGAGUGAGGGAGCAGUUGCUACAAGAAAACAAAGAAAGAGAAUCUCUUGCUUAAUUUUCCCAAUUCUUGGUUUGAUUUGCCAUUUAUCUGCAAACCUUUGUGCUUUUCCCUUGGAUCAAAUGGUUGUUUGAUUUGCCUGUGUUUUUUAUCAGGACAUGCCUUGUGGAUUAAGCAGAUACCCAUGAUUAUUGUUCAAUAAGUUUGUCUUCUUUAAUUACUAUUUUGUGCCUAAA
Molecule: messenger RNA, 473 nt
Organism: Cynara cardunculus var. scolymus (artichoke)
Lineage: Eukaryota; Viridiplantae; Streptophyta; Magnoliopsida; Asterales; Asteraceae
Exons: 2
Coding region: 103-294 (63 amino acids)
Source: RefSeq, a predicted model, not a curated record